UCUCCUUCUCCUUCUCUCUCUCUCCAGGUCCCCCUUCCCUUCUCUCUCUCGCGCGAAGAAAAUGGUGAUGCCAUUUUCAAGCCCUUACCAGAUUGAUCAUCUCCCAUAAAUAUCUUCUUGGUAUAGCGUUGUGGGUCGCUCUAUUUUUUUGGGUUUUCUUUCCUCCGUUUUCUUGGUCUCUUGAAGGUUGCUUAGCUUGUAUAUGGGGGCUGGGUUUUCUGAUUUUGGUAGAGAGAGUAUUGAAGCUCCUUCAAAGCCUGGUCUUGGAGAGAUACCUGAGAGCUGUGUUGCUUUAAUUCUAACAUGUUUAGACGCUCCUGAGAUUUGUAGAUUGGCGGUUUUGAAUAGGGUUUUUCAUCGGGCUUCCUCAGCUGAUUUUGUUUGGGAAUCAAAGUUGCCGGAAAAUUAUCGAGUACUUGUGAAGAAACUGCUUGAUGAAAGUCCUGAGAGUCUAGCUAAGAAAGAACUUUAUGCUAAGCUGUGCCGUCCCAAUCGCUUUGAUGGUGGCUCUAAGGAGGUUUGGUUGGAGAAAGGUAGAGGAGGGUUGUGUGUUUCUAUUUCUUGGAAGGGUAUGAAAAUAACGGGUAUAGAUGAUCGGAGGUACUGGAAUCAUAUCCCAACCGAUGAAUCCAGAUUCCACACAGUUGCAUAUCUUCAACAGAUAUGGUGGCUAGAAGUAGAUGGAAACCUAGAAUUCGAAUUCCCAGCAGGGAAUUACAGCCUCUUCUUCCGGCUACACCUCGGAAAGCCCUCAAAAAGGCUCGGCCGACCGGUCUGUAAUCUCGAGCGAGUCCAUGGCUGGAGCAUAAAACCUGUCCGGUUCCAUCUAUCCACAUCCAACGGUCAGCAUGCCAUAUCACAGUGUUACCUGAACGAACCAGGGAGGUGGAUCAAUCACCAUGUCGGAGAUUUCUUCGUCGAGGACUCGAACAUUCCGAUGAAGAUUAAGUUCUCGAUGACCCAGAUUGAUUGCACCCACACAAAAGGUGGUCUUUGCUUAGAUUCUGUGUUUAUAUACCCCAUUGCAUAUCUUCAACAGAUAUGGUGGCUAGAAGUAGAUGGAAACCUAGAAUUCGAAUUCCCAGCAGGGAAUUACAGCCUCUUCUUCCGGCUACACCUCGGAAAGCCCUCAAAAAGGCUCGGCCGACCGGUCUGUAAUCUCGAGCGAGUCCAUGGCUGGAGCAUAAAACCUGUCCGGUUCCAUCUAUCCACAUCCAACGGUCAGCAUGCCAUAUCACAGUGUUACCUGAACGAACCAGGGAGGUGGAUCAAUCACCAUGUCGGAGAUUUCUUCGUCGAGGACUCGAACAUUCCGAUGAAGAUUAAGUUCUCGAUGACCCAGAUUGAUUGCACCCACACAAAAGGUGGUCUUUGCUUAGAUUCUGUGUUUAUAUACCCCAGUGAGUUUGGAGAGAGGUUGAAGCAGUUUUCAAUAUGCAGAUAACCUUUUUGUAGUCAAUAAUUGGCCAGUUUGAUUAUAUUUUUAUGGUCCACUAUCAGUAGUUUUUGAAGCAAAGCAAUUUGCUUUUCAUUUGUAAUUGUUUUUACUCCUUCAUGUUCUGCUAACAUAUUUGUCUGAGCAAUACAAAUUUUAUGUUAUGUAG
This is a messenger RNA of Ilex paraguariensis (yerba mate), 1604 nucleotides long. The record is from the annotation of a GenBank genome assembly. Lineage: Eukaryota; Viridiplantae; Streptophyta; Magnoliopsida; Aquifoliales; Aquifoliaceae.